This is a messenger RNA of Cladophialophora psammophila CBS 110553, 1314 nucleotides long. RefSeq lists its product as uncharacterized. NCBI's taxonomy places the organism in Eukaryota, Fungi, Ascomycota, Eurotiomycetes, Chaetothyriales, Herpotrichiellaceae. The record is from RefSeq and is a predicted model, not a curated record. The coding region runs from base 1 to 1314 and encodes 437 amino acids. The transcript has a single exon.
AUGAGACUCACUCCUUCCCUCGCCAUCCGCAAGCUGCUCGCCUCGAUCCAUCCUCCUCUUUCUCCUCAGUCUCCCCGCGAUUCCAAGCAGCUUCUCAGCGUCCUCGAAUCCGCCUUCCAACGACGUCUUGACGAAACCCAUCCGUCCCCCAGAGCAGCAGCAACAGCCAGCGACAAUCAGCAUGGCUCUGAAUCAAUCCCGGAUCCGGCCCAAAGAGUCACCCAUUCCACCCACUCUCACCUAGACACUAUCCUCGGCCAUCCUCUAUUCAAGCAGCAGUCGCUCACUUUUCUGCAAACCCACGGUCUAGCUGCCACGGCGGUCAAGACAUUCGACGAUGCCCUGCUGAAACAAGGUCUCGAUUCGGAUCUCGUCCAGUCGUGCGCUCUGCAGUAUCUUCAAGGCCGUGAGAAGCGAGGCAAAUCACCUAAGGAUGAAGGAUUGGGUCCAAGAUUGGCUCGCUGGUUCAACGCUAUGACUGGCUCUGACAAGAAGGAUUUGCUGCUCAACGAGAAAUACAUUGAACCCUUGGUCUCAGUCAUGUACGCCGACGGGCUGGAGCGUGAGGUCUGGCAGUGGCUGCAAGUCCUCUACGAACGAUCUUUCGCCAACUUUAUCUUCAUCCCCACCGAUGACUGCGCUCCUGAUGCCAUCGCUUACCUGCGAGCGGAAGAUCGCCUCGUAUCUCUGAUGAUCAAGGAGACCGCUCGCCGCGGCCGGUUGCAGGAAGCUGUGCAGCUAUAUACCCAGGCCUACGAAUACCGCCUGAGCACCGGAAGAGCCGUCCUCUCAGACGGGAAGUCGGCCCCUGAACCUCUCCAACGGUCCUGGCGUCAAGUGGCUGGGGCAAUUCUCUUACAAAACAAACGCAGCAAAAGAGGUUUACCAGCCGGGCUUUAUGAUCUGGUGCUGAAGUACAGCCUGACGAUAGAUUAUUCUCCUUUCGACCCGGCUAUUCUUCAGAUAUAUCAUCCAACAUCGCCAACGGCUCACCCGCUUUUUCAGAAACUUCAAGACUCGUCGUUUCUUGAACAAUUUGCCAGAUGGCAGAAGAAUCCCAACAGAUUCGUUCGGAGGGUCUUGCUUGUUUCUGUUCUAGACGCGGCCGAACUAUCCUUGACCCAAACUCACCCUCGUGAAGCGAGAGAGUUCCUCGACUUUGCCGAGAGAACAUAUCCUGACUUUCUACGCUCACAUGAAGGAAACACCGAUAUGGCAGAGAGACUGCAACUGGCUCGUCAGGAGAUCCUGGUGAGAAAGGAUUUCCGUUCAUCGGGCUACGCCACUGCUCCCGAACUGCAAGUACUAGUGUGA